CUUUUAAUAGGUCCAAUAGUCGAAGAAAAAGGUGUUGUGGACCAAGGGUUAAACGCAUGGACCAAGGGCCUCUACGAAUAGUCAAACCUCCUAACCUUUAUGCCUUCUUUCCUUAACCUUUGUGGAACACGUCAUCGGGUCAAGGAGAGAUGAAAAGGUGCUUCCAGUGAUGUGAACGCACCAUAAGUAUAUACUCCCUGGAAGUAAGGACAGUAUAGUCAAUAUUAGGCUCGUUUUCUCGCUAAAUAUCAUUUCAGUACUCAUUUAUCCGGAUAAAUUAAUUAAAUACGAGUUAUUAUAAGGAAGAAAGUAUGUAAUAUGUUGGCUAUGUUUUUAAGAAACAUAUUAAACAUAAAUUCGUUCAUAAUAAUUCCCAGAACCGAACCGCCGUUUUUUGCUGAAGAGUUUCCCCUUGAAUCCGCAAUCAGUGAACGUCAUGAGCUAUACCAGGUCUCCGCUGCCAACAGAGGGCGACAAACUCGACUUAACCAGCAAGCCUUCGGAUCGCUGAGGGCAGGUCUGAUGAGGACAGCUGUUGGACAAUAUCACGUGACUGACUACUCAGCCUACCCACGUGGGGGGGGAUGAUCAUGUUUCUUUUCAUACCAUCAUCAGAUAUUUAGCCAACGAAUCUUACAUUGAACAUUUUAAAACUGUACCGUUGAUUACUGCACGGGCUAAACACCUUGAAGACUGCAUCCCACAUGGUCUAAUCCAACGAAGAAUAAGCAACCCACAAUCCAUUGAGAUGUCGUCCACCUCCUCUGUGGUUCUAAACACCGGGGUUUCGAUGCCCCUGGUCGGCUUCGGGACAUACAAUUUGUGUGAAAGCGGAGAGGUCUACAUAGCCGUCGACGCUGCUCUGCAAGCCGGGUACCGGGCCUUGGACACGGCGGCUGUUUACGGCAACGAAGCGGAGCUCGGCCGAGCUCUACGGGAACUGCUGCCCAAGCACGGGCUAUCUAGAGAGGAAAUCUUCAUCACUAGCAAGCUAGGACCCAAGGACCAGGGAGAGAGGGCCAUGGAGGCAGCCCUCCACAGUGUGUCGGAGCUGGGCAUGGACUACAUCGACCUCUACCUGAUCCACUGGCCCGGGACCCGGGAUUUGGCUGUGGGCGACCCCUGUAACCAAGGUAACCGCGCUGGGAGCUGGGUGGCGCUGGAGGAGCUGCACGCGCAGGGCAAGCUGCGGGCCAUCGGGGUGUCCAACUACACGCCGGCGCACAUGAAGACGCUGCUGCAGAGCUGCAGGACCCCCCCGGCCCUGCUGCAGACAGAGUUCCAUCCCCGUCUGUGCCAGACGGACCUCAGGCGGGUGUGUGAGGAGCAGGGUGUGUGUUUCCAGGCCUACUCCUCCUUGGGGAAAGGAGAGCUGGUCAAACACCCUGUUGUUAUGGAGGUGGCAAAAGGCUGUGAGCGCACACCUGCACAGGUGUUGCUACGAUGGGCCGUGCAGCAGGGGGUCCCGGUGCUGCCCAAGUCUUCCAACCCUACCAGGAUCCAGGAGAACAUGGCGCUGUUUGACUUCUCGCUGGACGCGACCGCCAUGGAGCGACUGACGGCUCUGGACGACAAACACAAGUACUGCAGGGAUUCCUCGGAGGUGGUGUGACUCACGUCGCCACGGAAACCUGGAAGGGUCAGGUGUUACGUAAGCACACCAACCAGAACAGACGCCAGAGCUCCGGGACUCCAGCAGAAAGGAAGUUAGUCUCCAAUCAGGACAAAGUUUGAGUCAGACGUUGGAUAACAAUUACCGAAAUGGACCAUGAAGUGACGUCACAUACGGGAGGGUUUUACCUAGAUACAUGAUAGGAUAUAUAUAUAUUGAUAUGCCUACUGGACUGAGCCUGUCCAGUGGACCGUACCAACUGUUAGGCUUAUUUGGCCAACACACAUCUGUGUUGGAUACUCCCAUUUUUGAUGGUUUGGGUGUGUUUUGAAAUGGCUUAAACAAGCUAAUAAACAUCCCAUCUGUUUGUAAAAUUG
This is a messenger RNA of Gadus macrocephalus (Pacific cod), 1989 nucleotides long. RefSeq lists its product as uncharacterized. Gene Ontology annotation, molecular function: oxidoreductase activity. The record is from RefSeq and is a predicted model, not a curated record. The coding region runs from base 749 to 1612 and encodes 287 amino acids. Lineage: Eukaryota; Metazoa; Chordata; Actinopteri; Gadiformes; Gadidae. The transcript is spliced from 6 exons.